Messenger RNA from Neohortaea acidophila, 768 nucleotides. Its product is annotated as putative O-methyltransferase. The coding region runs from base 1 to 768 and encodes 255 amino acids. Gene Ontology annotation, molecular function: S-adenosylmethionine-dependent methyltransferase activity; O-methyltransferase activity. The transcript has a single exon. The record is from RefSeq and is a predicted model, not a curated record. Lineage: Eukaryota; Fungi; Ascomycota; Dothideomycetes; Mycosphaerellales; Teratosphaeriaceae.
AUGAGCAACUCCGACCUACCUCCGCAACACUCCAAGGAGCUCGCAGCCGCACGGACUCACACAUGGUCGCACGAAAAGGACGACCGAUGGACGGCGGUGGACCAGUACGCGAUUAAACAUCUGCACCCGCCCGGCUCUGCCAACUACGCAGCCAUCAACUACGCCAUCCAACUGGCCGAGGAGAAGCAACUUCCCAGCAUCGAAGUCUCCCUUCUUCAAGGCAAAUGGCUCCAGACACAGUGUCAGCUGAUUGACGCCCGGCACGUACUCGAAGUUGGCACGCUUGGCGGGAUUAGCAGUAUCUGGCUCGGAACUUCGAGUUCGCGGGUGCGCGUGACCACGAUUGAGAUUGCGCCGGAGCGGAAGGCGGUGGCGGAGCAGGCCAUUGCCCACGCGGGCCUGAGCGAGCGGGUGGAAGUAAUGCUCGGGGCGGGAAUGGACGUGUUACCAAAGCUGCGACAGGAAGUGGCGAGAGGCGAGCGAUCCAAGUUCGACUUGGUCUUUAUCGACGCCGAUAAGCCGAAUAACCUCAACUAUUUCAACGAGGCCAUCCAGAUGGUGCGCUCACGCGGGUGCAUUAUUGUGGACAACGUGGUGCGGAGGGGACGGGUGGCGGACGACGAGCUGGCUAAGACGGACAGUCAGGUGGAGGGGGCGAGGAGGGUGAUUGAGGGCGCCGGGGCCGAUGAGCGGGUGCUGGGCCAUACGCUGUUGCAGACGGUGGGGGAGAAGAACUACGACGGCAUGCUUAUCUGUGUUAUCAAAUAG